Molecule: messenger RNA, 1140 nt
Organism: Silurus meridionalis
Lineage: Eukaryota; Metazoa; Chordata; Actinopteri; Siluriformes; Siluridae
Product: NACHT, LRR and PYD domains-containing protein 3-like
Exons: 5
Coding region: 405-1118 (237 amino acids)
Source: RefSeq, a predicted model, not a curated record
AUGGAGCAGUUUCUAAAGGGAGGAAAAAGACUGACUUUCCUCUCCUCCACAACAUCUCCACUACAUGCUGUUAUUACUGACAGAACUUUUUCUUCUAUUUAUUGCUCAUUAAAGUGAACUGGACUUGGAGUGCGAUAAAAGUAUUUCUGUUUCCAACUCGUUGAAGAGUCGGCUCAAAGUAUCGGUUUAAAGAGUCGAUUCAGUCUACCGAAAGUGAAAGUGUGUCUCAGUCUCGACUCCAUUUUGAGGAGCGGUUAGAAAAACACAAAGAUCUUCACCAGCAGCCAGAAGCGGUGAGAUUCAUGUCCAACAACAAGCAGUGCUGAAGAAAAGUGGGAAUGUGAUUAAUUCCAGCAGAAGAGAUCUGCGUCUUCAGGACUCUGCGUCUUCACGAGCAUUAAAAAAUGGAGAUUCCUGAUCAGGGCACAGAUCAUGUGACCUCACCCUCAAAAGACGGUAAACUACAGAGAGAGAGAUCACACUCACCACAACCCAGCUGUGUCUCCAUGAAGAGUGAUCGGUCUAUGGAUCGUCCUCUCUACUUCAGUACUGAAAACCCCUCACCUGGACCCAGUGUUCUACAGAAGGCAGGAGACAGAAGAGAGAAAAACAUCAUCACAGCUACAGGAUACGACCCAGAAUCCACUGCUGCAGAUGAAUUCCAGAAGAAGUUCAAGUUCAAUCUGAUGAAGAAGUUUCAGUGUUUGAAUGGACUGAUGCUUAAGCAUGAAAACCGAACACUCCUGAAUGAGAUCUACACAGAGCUCUACAUCACAGAGGGAGACAGUGGAGACAUCAAUAAAGAACAUGAGGUGAAACAGAUCGAGGCAGCGUCCAGGAGGAACCCAACUAAGGACACACCGAUCAAAUGCAGUGACAUCUUUAAACCCCUACCUGAACAAGACAAAUUCAUCAUGAAGGUUCUGACAAAACCCUUAUCUGAACAAGAUGAAGAACCCAUCAGGAGAGUUCUGACAAAGGGAGUAGCUGGAAUUGGAAAAACAGUCUCUGUGCAGAAGUUUGUUCUGGACUGGGCUGAAGGGAAAACAAACCAGGACGUCCACCUCAUAUUCCCACUUCCUUUCAGAGAGCUGAAUUUGAUGAGGAGCAGAAACUGAGUCUGGUGGAGCUCCUUCAUGU